AUGGUGACCGCCGUCUACUUUAAUGAGAUGGUCAAAAAGGCCAAGAAACUGACGUCCAGUCGGAUCAAAUUACUCCACUACCGGUUGUCAGGUAAAUGCUUAUUUGAAAUUGGGUUCUUUAAUCAAUUAGAAACAUUUAAAAAGACACCUUUCACUGUAAUUUAAUGAUCCUUCUGGAAAAGGUAAAAAAUAUCGUUUCUCUCCCUUUUUUUAAUUCAACUAAACAGGAGAACUUUCAGAAAAUGAUAUCAAGAUAUUUAAACACGAAUACCAAAUCGAGGACGAGAUCGGAAAAGGGGGAUUUGGAACGGUUUAUUCGGCCUUAAGAUUAAGAGAUCAAGCGCCUGUGGCCGUGAAAUUUAUUGAGAGGCAAAAGAUAUUUGAAUGGGGACAGGUGAGAUUAAAAAACCGCUUAAAAACCGACCUUUCAGAUAAAAGAAAAACAAGUUCCAAAAGAGAUCUUCAUGUUAUCAUUGACCACUGGUAUAAAGGGGACUGUCCAGAUGUUGGAAUGGUUUGCUAUUCCGGAUGGAUUCCUCAUAAUUAUGGGCAGACCGAAGCAGUUUAUUGACUUGUACUCACUACUAUCUAAACACGGUCCUCUAAGUGAAAUGGUAAGGAAUGCGACGUAUAGUAAUAAUCAUGAAAUAUUACUUUACAUUAGAUGGCCCUAUUUAUUUUCAAACAAUUGGUAAAUACAGUUACUGAGUGCUUCAAAUUGAAAAUUCUACAUCGAGAUAUAAAGGUAGGCCGACCUAACGAGAUAAAACUACGUUAAUUUUAGGAUGAGAAUAUUGUGAUUGAUUUGGAAACGGGUAACAUACUUUUAGUUGAUUUUGGAGCUGCUACGAUUCUAGAAGAUUCAAAGCCGGUCAAAUUUCAAGGUGAGGUGAUGCAUUAAGUAUUAGGAUGUUUCAGGAACCCGGUUAUACUGCCCUCCUGAAUGGUAUACUCUAUCCAUAUACCUUGGGGCAGAGGCUACUGUAUGGUCUUUGGGAGUGGUACUCUAUUCAAUGCUCAACCAACAACUGCCAUUCCUAACCGAACGAGAUGUAUAUACCAAACAUUUGCUUGGGCCAUUGCCAAAAUUUACAGACUACUCUAAAGGUAAUCGAAAGGGUAGUUGCAUCACCUUAUCUUUCAGACGUGGAAGAUCUCAUUAACAAUUGCUUAACUCAAGAACAUGACAAAAGGAUAAAACUCAACGAUCUCAAAGACCAUUCCUGGCUUAAAAGACAGAAUCUUCAAUGGGAAAAGAUAUAUGCUCCCAACUAG
Messenger RNA from Bursaphelenchus xylophilus (pine wood nematode), 1275 nucleotides. Lineage: Eukaryota; Metazoa; Nematoda; Chromadorea; Rhabditida; Aphelenchoididae. The record is from the annotation of a GenBank genome assembly.